Molecule: messenger RNA, 675 nt
Organism: Hydra vulgaris (swiftwater hydra)
Lineage: Eukaryota; Metazoa; Cnidaria; Hydrozoa; Anthoathecata; Hydridae
Product: centrin-3
Biological process (GO): spindle pole body duplication
Cellular component (GO): microtubule organizing center
Molecular function (GO): microtubule binding; calcium ion binding
Source: RefSeq, a predicted model, not a curated record
GAGACUAAUUUCAAUAAAUAGAAUCAACAAUAAUUGUUUGCAGUUAUAAAAGAUUUCACAAUGAAUGUUGCAAAAGUUUCUACCAAAGUAGGAGGUGGUGUUAAACGUAGGCGAGAAAUAAGUGAAGAACAAAAGCAGGAGAUAAAAGAAGCAUUUCAACUUUUUGAUACAGACAAAGAUGGUGCUAUUGAUUACCAUGAGCUUAAGAUUUCGUUGCGUGCCUUAGGGUUCAAUGUUAAAAAGAAUGUUGUUUUGAAAAUCCUAAGAGAUUAUGAUCAUGAAUCGUCUGGGAAGAUUCAAUUUAAUGAUUUUAAAGAAGUUGUUACUGAUUGGAUGCUAGACCGUGAUCCUCAAGAUGAAAUACGAAAAGCAUUUCAACUUUUUGAUGAUGAUCAAACUGGUAAAAUAAGUUUACGUAAUUUGAGGCGAGUUGCUCGUGAACUUGGAGAAAAUAUGAGUGAUGAUGAAUUAAGAUCUAUGAUUGAUGAAUUUGACAAAGAUGGAGAUGGAGAAAUAAACGAAGCUGAAUUCAUUUCCAUAAUGACUGGUGACACAUGAGUCCAGUUUUUAAAUAAUGGAUAUAGUCGACUUCUCUAUGUUUUGGUGCCAAAUUUGAUAAAUUUUGUUUCCAUUAUCAUUCCUUUUCAACAAAGAAGUUUUAAGAAAAAAAUUUAU